This is a messenger RNA of Gracilinanus agilis (Agile Gracile Mouse Opossum), 1912 nucleotides long. Its product is annotated as serine/threonine-protein phosphatase 2A 56 kDa regulatory subunit gamma isoform-like. The transcript has a single exon. The record is from RefSeq and is a predicted model, not a curated record. Gene Ontology annotation, biological process: signal transduction; protein dephosphorylation. Lineage: Eukaryota; Metazoa; Chordata; Mammalia; Didelphimorphia; Didelphidae. Gene Ontology annotation, molecular function: protein phosphatase activator activity. Gene Ontology annotation, cellular component: protein phosphatase type 2A complex; cytosol; nucleus. The coding region runs from base 284 to 1792 and encodes 502 amino acids.
CCGCCGCCGCCGCCGCCGCCGCCGCGGCUGCUGCAGCCUCUGGGAGCCUGGAAAAGGGGAAGCGAGGGCGAGGGAGGGACUCAGUCCCCAGCAAGGCGGCGGCGGGGGUGGCGGCUGAGAAGGCGGCAGGAGGGCAGAGGGAGGCAGCGGCAGGGGCGCUGCUGCUGCUGGUGUUGCUGCUGCUGGUGCUGCUGCUAGAGGUGGCGGUGGCGGAGGAGGAGGAGGAAGAGGCGGCGGCGGCGGCGCAGGAGGAGGCGGCAGGGGCGGGCGGCCCGCACCAGCCAUGCCGAAUAAAAACAAGAAGGAGAAAGAACCACCAAAAUCAGCAAAAAGUGGAAAAAGUACAAAAGAAGGACAAGAUACUGUAGAACCGGAGAUUUCUAACAAGAAAAACAGCAUUAUUCUUCCCCAGUCUUCAGUGUCUAAAAUAAAACUACCUACUGCACAAACUAUAGUGAAGAAAGAAAAGCGCCUAAGUAUUUCAAGGUUUAAUGCUAGCAAUAACAGAGAACUACAAAAACUACCAGCUUUAAAAGAUGUACCUCCUGCUGAUCAAGAGAAGCUUUUUAUCCAGAAGUUACGUCAAUGUUGUGUCCUCUUUGACUUUGUUUCUGAUCCACUAAGUGACCUAAAGUGGAAGGAAGUAAAACGAGCUGCUUUAAGUGAAAUGGUAGAAUAUAUCACACACAAUCGAAAUGUGAUCACAGAGCCUAUUUACCCUGAAGUAGUACAUAUGUUUGCAGUUAACAUGUUUCGAACAUUACCACCGUCAUCCAAUCCCACGGGAGCAGAAUUUGAUCCAGAGGAAGAUGAGCCAACACUAGAAGCAGCCUGGCCUCAUUUACAGCUUGUUUAUGAAUUUUUCUUAAGAUUUUUAGAAUCUCCAGAUUUCCAACCUAAUAUAGCAAAAAAAUAUAUUGAUCAGAAGUUUGUGUUGCAGCUUUUAGAGCUGUUUGACAGUGAAGAUCCUCGAGAAAGAGAUUUUCUUAAAACUACCCUUCACAGAAUCUAUGGGAAAUUCUUAGGCUUAAGAGCUUACAUCAGGAAACAGAUUAAUAAUAUAUUUUAUAGGUUUAUUUAUGAAACAGAGCAUCACAACGGCAUAGCAGAAUUACUGGAAAUAUUGGGAAGCAUAAUUAAUGGAUUUGCCUUACCAUUAAAAGAAGAGCACAAGAUUUUCUUAUUGAAGGUGUUAUUACCUUUGCACAAAGUGAAAUCACUGAGUGUCUACCAUCCUCAGCUGGCAUACUGUGUAGUUCAAUUUUUAGAAAAGGACAGCACACUUACUGAACCAGUGGUGAUGGCACUUCUCAAAUACUGGCCAAAGACUCACAGCCCAAAAGAAGUCAUGUUCUUAAAUGAAUUAGAGGAGAUUUUAGAUGUUAUUGAACCAUCUGAAUUUGUAAAGGUCAUGGAACCUCUUUUCAGACAACUAGCCAAAUGUGUUUCCAGCCCACAUUUCCAGGUGGCAGAGCGGGCACUCUAUUACUGGAAUAAUGAAUAUAUUAUGAGUUUAAUCAGUGACAAUGCAGCAAAGAUUCUGCCCAUCAUGUUUCCAUCUUUGUAUCGUAAUUCAAAGACUCAUUGGAAUAAAACAAUACAUGGUUUGAUAUACAACGCAUUGAAACUCUUCAUGGAGAUGAACCAAAAACUGUUUGAUGACUGCACACAGCAAUUUAAAGCAGAGAAAAUGAAAGAGAAGCUAAAAAUGAAGGAACGAGAAGAAGCAUGGGUUAAAAUAGAAAAUCUAGCCAAAUCAAAUCCCCAGGUACUGAAAAAAAGAGUAACAUGAAAACAUUUGAUGUUUUGUUAAUUUCAUUAUAAGAUCAGGUAUUUGAUAUCAUCUUAGAGGUGGGGAAAGAAACCAGUUCUACUAAUAAUGUAUAUGCACUAUCUGCAAUAAAAAAUACUU